Molecule: messenger RNA, 411 nt
Organism: Lathyrus sativus (Indian pea)
Lineage: Eukaryota; Viridiplantae; Streptophyta; Magnoliopsida; Fabales; Fabaceae
Source: the annotation of a GenBank genome assembly
AUGGCAUCAAGUGGAGAAGAGAAGAAGUAUUCAACAAGCGAGCUUAUGGCAAGCGCAAAGGUGGUUGCAGAGGCAGCACAGUCAGGUCUCGGGAAAGAAUCAGAGGUAGACAAAGCCAAAGCUGCACAGGCUGCAGGUGAUCUUCUAGAUGCAGUUGGUCAGUAUGCUAAGUUGGAUGAUAAUAAGGGUGCAGGACAGUAUCUUGAUAAGGCUGCUGAUUACCUGCAUCAGUAUGAGUCCGGCAACAGCACCACCACUGCUGCUCCACCAACUUCUAAACCAGAUCAGCCCAAAGGUGGCGAUGCACCGAAAUCCGAAGAAGCGGUUAAAUCCGAAGAUGGAGGAGGAUCAGGUGGGCUUGGUGGAUUAGGGGGAGAUUUUGCUAAGGUUGCUGGAGGUUUCUUUAAAUGA